AUGUGGCCGUCUGGAGCAAGUAAUAGGUUACCUUGUCCCCGGGACUCCGCUCUCAGGAGAGCAGCUUUCUCCGGUCACAUCUCUGCUCUUCCCUCACAUCUGGUACCCACUGGGAAAAGUGUCCGGGUCUUCAUCAGUGCCCACCCUUGAAGGUAAUUAAGGGAUUCAGAAGCAGAAAGAAACUCAUUAAGGGAACACGUGUAUCCAAAACUGAGAGAGUUCUGCAGAGAAAAUUAUGGACUGGAGUUUCAGGUAAUAGAUUUGUAUUGGGGAGUGCCACCUGAGGAAUGGGAUAGCCCUGAACUUCAGAAGACUCGUAUGAGGCUGUUGGAAGAGUGUCUGAAAACUUCUGCUGGUCCAUGUUUUGUUGGUCUGCUUGGAGAAAAAUAUGGAACCUUACGAAUCCCUGGAGAGGUGGAAUCCUCAGAAUUUGAAAUGAUUCUGGAUGCUGCCAUUGAAGCCAAACUAGAAACCAGGAUAUUAGAGGAAUGGUACUGCAGGGACGAGAAUGCUGUGCCGCCAGCGUAUUACCUCAGAUCAAAAUCAGAAAUGCUGAAGAAUCAGCACAAUCCUAUAGAUUUGUCUACCAAGUCUGAGAAUGAAAAGAAGUGGAGAGCAGUGGCAGAAGAAAUAAAGCAAAUUUUCAGUACUGCUGUGAAAUUGCUUCAGGAGAACGGGAAGCUGAAACCCAGCCAAGCAAAGAGAUAUUUAUCUUCUGCAUUGGAAGAUGAAUUUGACUUUGCACUAGGAAAGCAAACUGCAGCUUUCUUGAAAAAGUGUGUCUGCUACAUCCGAAAAAUUUCAAACAUUGAACGCCACGUAAAAAUUCCAGAGAUGGGAAAAUAUACAGAUGUCAUUAAAGUAGACAGUAAAGUUAUGCGUGAUCAAGAAGCCCUGGAAAAGCUUAUUAAGCUCAGGGAUGAGUUUAUUCCAACGAUUGUUGCAUCAGCAAAUCUACGAGUCUACACGUCUGUUACCCAUUGCGACAUGAAGCUGGGUUAUUCACAAGAGGUAGAAAAUCACUACGUUGAAGGACUUGGGAAGCAACUGUAUGAAGACAUGAUAGAUAUAAUUCAGGCAACUGUGCAGCAGAAUUUUGAUACGGAAACAGAUAAUCUUUAUGAUGAAAUUUUGCAACACUUGUCUCUUUGUAAAAAUUACUCUUCCUUCUAUGAGUACAGGUGUGAAGCACUAAAUCAUGUACACAAGUACAUGCAAACAUGCAAAUCAGGAUAUAUAACCCCUCUCAUAAUAUAUGGGGGGCCGUGCACUGGAAAAACUCUUUUACUAGCCGAAGUAGCAAAAAAGGCCUGCUCAUGGUUUCAGGAAGAAAUGGGACCAAAUUCUGAUCCUGUAGUCAUUGUAAGAUUUCUAGGAUCUACAGAAAUGAGUUCUGAAUUAUCCUGCCUGCUGCAAACUAUAUGUGAACAAUUAGCAGUGAACUACAGAUGUUUACGACAAAGCCUUCCAAAGAAGGUUCUAGACCUCCAAGAACUAUUUUUAAAUUUAUUGAAUAAGUCUUCAUUUCACAGACCAUUGAUCCUCAUAUUGGAUAGUCUUGAACAACUUUCAGAUGCUGAUGAUGCCAGAAAACUUUGGUGGUUGCCUAUCCAGCUUCCACGAACAGUUCGUAUAAUCAUAUCCACUCUGCCAAAGAAGCAUGGAAUCCUCCAAAAAUUAAGGUGCCUUAUACACAAUGAGGAUAAUUACAUUGAGCUUAUUCCUAGGGAUAGAAAAAUGUGCAGCCAAAUACUUAAACAUCAGCUUCUCCGAGUUAAAAGGAAAGUAACUUCAGGGCAACAAAUCUAUGUCAAUGAAGCUUUUUCAAGAUGCACUCUGCCCAUGUUUGUCAACUUAACAUUUAGAGAAGUCAGAAACUGGCGAUCUCAUAAAGAUGUUGAUGGAUCAUCUCUUUGUUUUACAGUUCAUGAGAAUAUAGAGCACUUGUUUUGGUUGCUUGAAAACAAAUGUGGGCCCAGGCUGGUCUCAAGGGCUCUUGGCUAUAUUACAAUGGCAAGAACUGGGCUUAGUGAAGUAGAACUGGAAGACAUUUUGGCUCUUGACAAUAGUGUAAUGGAGGAGGUCCUGGCUAACAUGAAUCCCUCAAAUCCAUUAAGGGUACCAUAUAUGAUAAUUGCACAACUUAAAGAGGAUCUCACUGGAUAUUUGAUAGAGAGACAAGUACGAAAUGUUACACUCCUAGUUUGGUCCAACAGACACCUACACUUUGUUGCACAAAAAUUGUAUCUCAGCAACGAGGAUGAUUUACACGAAAUGCAUAUUAAUAUGGCAGAAUACUUUUUAGGUGUUUGGGCUGGAGGAAGACAGAAACCCUUCUACACUGAGCAUCAUUAUUUUGAAAAUUGUAUUCAGAAUGAAAGAAGGAAUGUUAAUGAUGAGGAACGGCACUACAAUAAUGAGACAUCAUUUGAUAGGCAAGCUCCUGAGCAGCCAUGGGCAUUUCAAUGCAAUCCUCUGGAGCCUGAUAUAUUUUUUAUAAACCACAGAAAGAUGACAGAACUUCUACAUCAUUUGACAAGAUGUGGGAUGACUGAUGAACUAAUGUCGGGUAUUACCAUGAAUUUUAGCUGGCUUUACACAAUGAUCAAAAUAGGACAAUUUGAUAAAGCACUGGCGGACAUUGAGCUUGCAUAUAAUUACUCCCAAGAGAAAGAGCUGAAAUUUCUUGCAAGCACAUUGCAAAGUAUAAAAAAUAAAGUAUUAAAAUAUCCAGGAACACUUUCUGCCGAAUUGCAACAAAUCCUUCUCCCUGUUGUAAGUUCUUUGCCUAAAUUCCGAAAUCUUCUUUUAGAAUGUGAUAAAGAAGGACCUAAAUACUGUUGUAUUGUUCCCAUGCACUCUUCUAUGGAUGUGACUUACAGUCCAGAGAGACUUACCUUGUCAUCAAGCUCAUCUCAUAUCACAGAAGUCCUUCCUACCUACAAUCCAAACAUAAUAAUUGCUGCACUUGAAAAUGGCUCUAUCAGCACUUGGGAUGUUGAAUCUAGGCAACUUCUUAGACAAAUCACAACUGCACAAUUUGUAAUAAUAGGUAUGAAGAUUACAACUGAUGAAAAAUAUCUUGUAGUAGCUACAACAAAUAACACACUAUUAAUUUAUGACAACCUAAAUUCUUGCCUAUUGUCAGAAGUAGAAGUUAAAAGAUCCAAACAAAGCAGCAUUGGAGGGGGAACAAAUGUGAUUAAUGGUUUUACAUUGUCAAACACAUAUGCUCUUGCUUGGUUGGAAGCCAGCAAGGAUGUUAAUGUUAUAGAUUUGCUUUAUGGUUGGCCUCUAUAUAAUUUUCACUGUUGGUAUGAAGUAACUUGUAUACAGUGUUCUCCAGAUGGAUUAUACGCAUUCUGUGGACAGUACCUCAAUACAACUACAAUAUUCCAUUUAGGUAGCGGAGAAAAGUUGGCAACUGUAACAUCUGAAUUUUCUGGAGGGUUUGUAAAAUGUAUCCUUGUCCUAGAUGCAACUCAAGAACUGGUUGUUAUUGACAAUGAAGGGAGCCUUUCUGUUUGGAAUACAGAAGAGAUAACAAACCCCCAGUUAACUGAAGAAUUUGAUUGUACCAAGGAAGACAGUGAUGUUAUUAGCACUGAACUUUCUGAAGACCAAAGUGCAAUUCUUAUCUGCAAAGUAUCAAGCCUUGAACUCCUUGAUGCACGCAUGUGGAAGAUUACUGAUAAGUUCAAGGCAAAACAUAGUGAGCGGUUCAUAUCUGCUGUACUCUCCAGAAAUUGUGACUGUAUAAUUGCUUCCAUGGAAAAUACCUCAUCAAUUUUUAUUUGGAGAAGAGAUACAGGACAGUGCAUGGCCAGCCUAGAAGAAAUCUCAGGAAAUAUUGUAAAGUUAGUGAAAUCCAGCCAUCAUAAUUUACUUCUUUCUUUGACUAUCAGCGGUGUCCUUUCCAUUUGGGAUAUUGAUAUUAUAACAGCAAUGUCCAAUAUAGACAAGACAGGUAGAGCUCUCCAAACUGUAUUAAUGUCCAGCAGAGGAGACUAUAUUUACACACUAGAUGGGAGUGAAUCAGUUCAAAAGUGGAGUUCUAACACAGGGUAUAUUGAAUCUGUUUUUAAACAUGAAGGUCUUGUGGAAAAUUGUGUGCUUACAGCCACAGGAGAAUUGAUGGUUACAUCAGAUGAUAAAUGCAGUCAAUAUGUCUGGCACACUGGUACUGGCGAAAAUCUAUUCAGGAUUAGUGGACAAAGGAUAUCUCAGCUGCUGAUUACACAUAAUGAUCAAUUUAUUGUAUCUCUUUGUGAACAAAAUGCAUCCAGAGUGUGGAGACUUGCGACAGGACAUAAAGUUUGUAAUAUCCUAGCUGCCUUAAACAAUGGACUUAUAACAACUGCAAACACUUUUUUAGUUGGUAUGACCAAGAACAAACUUUUAGCUGUAAGUUUAUGGACAGGAAGCAUAACAAAAAAAUACUAUUGUGACGAUGGUGCAACUAUUGUUACUUUUAAAUUGGUCCCAGACUCUCCAGAUUUUGUUGUUUUUAUUACAUCCACAGAAACAGUGAAUAUCUGGAGCUUAGCAGAGGAGGCAAUAUGCAGGAGAGUUCAGCUACCAAGUAAUUUCCUAAAAAAUCUUGAAGAUUUUGAAAUCUCUCCUAAUGGAAAAUUUGGAAUCAUUACACAUGGAGAUGAAAAAAUCAAUGUUCUUGAUUUACACAGUGGCAAAAUUCGAAUUGUCCUUGCAUCCGGCAUCAUAUGGAAGCAGAACUUGUCUUGUGAUGGGCGUUAUCUUGUUUACAUUUGUUUCCGUGGCGGAGAAGAGUAUGAUGAUAACUCUGUCUCCAGCUUAAUAGUAAUGAGACUUGCAGACGGAAAAGACAUUGGUGCUUGUUCCCUAUAUAAAGCCCCAUCUUUUCUUGCGGUUUCGCAGAGACAUCUCAAUAUUAUUGUAGGAUUUGAUGAUGGAAGCCUUGGUACUUACACAGUAGUGGACCGAGUUGAUGCAACUUUGAAGAUAAAAAUUGCCACUUCAAAUAGCCGUCAAAUUUUCAAUAAUAAAUCACAAAUUUUUCGACCAAAAUGCAACAUUUGCAAUUUUAAAAUUACACCAGACUGCUUAUGGAGGGAAUCAACAGAAGUGUUUUCCCGAGACAGUCCUAUCACUGUUUCAGAUUCUGGAGAAGGAACAGACACAACACCCACCAAAAAACAUAACUUUUGCUACGAGAAAAUGUGCUCUGCCAUUGAUUGUAGGGGACAAAAUUUUGCUGCUGAUAACUGA
Bombina bombina (fire-bellied toad) is the source of this 5247-nucleotide messenger RNA. RefSeq names its product NACHT and WD repeat domain containing 2 (gene NWD2). The record is from RefSeq and is a predicted model, not a curated record. NCBI's taxonomy places the organism in Eukaryota, Metazoa, Chordata, Amphibia, Anura, Bombinatoridae. The transcript has 7 exons. Gene Ontology annotation, molecular function: protein binding.